AGAGAUAAAGAGAGAUGGGUAGUUACUUGUAGCUGGCAUGAAGAGGAGUGAAGACCAAAACAAGCUCAAGAAACACCAUAUAUUAGGCUAAAUUGAGAGUUUGUUUAUUCGCUACUUAUACAGCUAAUCUCAUUUCACUCUCACCACUAUUACCUUAUCACCAGCUCUUUAGUUUUCACCCAAAAAUCCCAAAUAUUUUGUCAUGACUGUGUCUUCUACCUCACAACAGCUUCGUGUUGGUAUUCUCUCAAGUCCAGGCUUGGGCCAUAUUAUCCCAGCACUAGCCCUCAGCAACCGCCUUGCCACUCACCAUAACGUCUCAGUCACCGUUUUCGCUAUCACCUUCGGCAGCUCUGCGGCGGAAACAGAGAUCCUUACAUCCGCCAGAAAUUCAAAGUCGAUUAAUAUAAUUGAAAUACCAGCUGUAGAUAUCUCGAACCUCGUCGAUGCCAACACAAAAAUGAUUGCCCUACUUUGCAUACUUGUACGCGAAACGUUACCUGUUGUUAAGUCUGUAAUAUCUACGGAGAAGCAUAUUCUGGACGCUCUCAUCGUUGAUGUUUUUUGCCCUGAAGCCUUGCCAAUCGCCAAAGAAUUUGGGUUACCCAACUAUUUAUUUAUUCCUACGAAUGCAUGGUUUACAGCUUUGACUAUAUAUUGUCCUGUUCUUGACAAAGAAAUUGAGGGUGAAUAUGUUGAUCAAGACGAACCGUUGCAAAUCCCGGGUUGCAAACCGAUUCAUCCGGAAGACGUUGUUGAUCCUAUGCUGGACCGGAACGAUGAGCAGUAUCGCGAGUACUUGAAGGUACAUGGGGCCGGGUUCGGUUUGUCUGAUGGAAUCUUGAUGAACACUUGGGAAGAUGCUGAGACCGGCUCACUCAAAGCGCUUCGAGAAAAUGAAAUAUUGAAAGCGCUCCUGAAUAAUUCACCCAUUUAUCCAAUUGGACCGUUGAUUACAAGAUCACAGGACCAAGAAAUCAUAAAUGAGAGUGGUGGUGAUAGGAACUUUGUCCUCAAUUGGCUGGAUGAACAAACUCCCCAAUCAGUGUUAUACAUAUCUUUCGGGAGUGGUGGGGCCCUCUCAUUAGAACAGUUAACUGAGCUAGCUUUUGGGUUGGAGUUAAGUGAGCAGAAGUUCGUUUGGAUAGUGAGACCACCGUCAGAGGUUGUUGUAGACUACCUCGCCGUAGACAAGGAACAUGGUGAUGGCACUCCUGAGUACUUGCCAGAAGGUUUUCUAACUCGAACGAAAGAUUUUGGAUUGGUUAUUCAGAUGUGGAGUGAUCAAGCAAGAAUUUUGAGCCACCCGUCAGUUGGGGGCUUUUUGUCACACUGCGGAUGGAAUUCUUGUAUUGAGAGUAUAACAAAUGGUGUGCCAAUAAUUGCAUGGCCGUUGUACGCUGAACAAAGACAAAAUGCCACCAUGAUGACGGAGGAACUUGGUGUGGCUGUCAAGCCAAAGGUGUUGCCAACAAAGAAAGUAGUGGAAAGGGAGGAAAUAGAGAAAUUGGUGAGAUUGGUAAUGCAAUAUGAAGAAGGAAAGGACUUGAAGGAAAAUGUGAAGAAACUUAAGAUGAGUGCAGCAAAAGCUAAGAGCGUUGGAGGCUCAUCUCACAAUUCAAUGUGUGAAGUCCUCAGAGACAUUGAGAAGAAAAUCCAUGGUUACAAGAAAAGUAUGUCUGAGGAAACUGUCUAAAUUAAAAAGGGAAAGCAAGCAUGGUCAAGUUGCUUUACUAAUUUAAUAUAUAAGUGUUUUUCUCUCUAUAGAGAUUCACUUUCUUUUGAAUAAACAUGCAAGCAGUGGUGGAUCCACAUUGACAGAUUAGGAUGGCAUGCACCCGCAAGGUUGGCAAACUGUUGACGGAGGCGGAUCUUGUUAGGGAUAUAGUAGAUAUGCCCUAGAUCCAGUCUCAUAUUUGAUGAUUUGAAUAUAUUUUUGUGAACGUUAUUUGAUAUAAAAUAUAUAUGGCAUUUGAUAUUCUUUUA
This is a messenger RNA of Nicotiana attenuata, 1986 nucleotides long. RefSeq names its product anthocyanidin 3-O-glucosyltransferase 5-like. The record is from RefSeq and is a predicted model, not a curated record. Bases 203 to 1696 code for a protein of 497 amino acids. Gene Ontology annotation, molecular function: UDP-glycosyltransferase activity. The transcript is spliced from 2 exons. NCBI's taxonomy places the organism in Eukaryota, Viridiplantae, Streptophyta, Magnoliopsida, Solanales, Solanaceae.